CCUGCAAUAAGCACACGCUCCCUUGUUCUGAAGUGCGGCGUUUCAAUUUGCACACAAAUGGAGAACAUUCCUCGCCCAUGUUCGGGUAAUAUACUCCUAAUUGUCGUGCUACUUUUUGCUGUACCAAGAGAAACCAGUACAGUAAGCGUUCGAUUAAUUGGCGGUGGUAACCCGUACCAAGGUACAGUCCAAGUGUUUUACGGAGGCUGGGGUACAAUAUGUGAUGAUUCAUGGGAUAUCAAUGACGCACGAGUAAUCUGCCGAAUGCUUGGAUAUGGCCAAGCUGUGUCUGCUCCUCAUGGUGCUCACUUCGGACAAGGCUCAGGGAGCAUCCUGAUGGACGAUGUACGAUGUUCGGGUCACGAGACCGACAUAUCACAUUGCCCUUUUAGGGGUUGGCAUAGUCACGAUUGCAGUCACGGUGAAGACGCUGGAGUCGUGUGCCGUCCACCGACUGUUAGAGUCCGUCUGGUAGGUGGGUCAUCUUCAACAGAAGGACGAGUAGAGGUGUAUUAUAACAGUCGCUGGGGCACGGUGUGCGAUGACUCAUGGGAUAUUAACGACGCCACGGUGGUGUGUAGGAUGCUGGGAUACGUAGCCGCUCGUGCUGUUGGUAACGCCUACUUUGGAAAAGGAUCCGGGACCAUAUGGAUGGACGGUGUACGAUGCUCUGGAUCCGAGACAAAUAUAGAACAAUGUCCCUUCAACGGCUGGGGCUCUCACGAUUGCCAACACCUUGAAGAUGCUGGGGUAAUCUGUCGGCCAUACGCCGCGCCUCAGGUUCCACCUUUGAAUGUCCGAGCUUCAAGCAUUAACUCUACGACCAUCGUUGUUUGGUGGGAUGCGAUUCCUUCCAACGGGACGGACACGCUCAUCCGGUCUUAUCGGGUCUAUUGCCACGAGGUUAAUACCUCGGUAACCAUAACAUCUACGACCAGUGCGAGCAACAGACAAGCUGCCUUUACCAGCCUUGAGGUUUACACAGAUUACGAGAUUCAAGUUGCAGGCGUCAACCAAAAUGGCGAAGGUGCUAGAAGUAUCGCUCUUACUGUAAGAACAGAUGAAGAAAUCCCGAUAGCUGCUCCUAACGUGACGAGUGUAAUAAAUAACAACUCUACUAGUCUCUUCGUGGCCUGGGAUCCGCUCUCAAGCGAGCAGAUCCUUGGAAGGCUCCUCGGAUACUACAUCUGGUACUCUCCCGCCCCUGGCCCCUGCUCUCUCCUCAACAACUGCUCUUCAGCAAACAGCACAUCGUGCACAAACACAACAGCCGCGCCAAGCAGCAACUGCUCCUUGGCUACAAACGCCACAGCGAGCGCAAACACAACAGCAGCGCAAAACAGUGACUGCUCCUUGUCUACAAACGCCACAGCGAGCGCAAACACAACAGCCGCACCAAACAGUAACUGCUCCUUGUCUACAAACGCCACAGCGAGCGCAAAUACAAGUGAAGCGACCGGUAACAGCUGCUCAUACGCGUUCAACGCCAGCGCACCUCAGAUGAACGUGACAGUAGAGCCCGAAGCUUUACAGUACGUCCUGCGAGGGCUGACAAAGUUCACGGCCUAUUGGGUCCAAGUUGCGGCGUUUAACAGCAAGGGAGUGGGGCCUAGGAACUCCGCUAUAAGGCGGUGCACGGACCAGGACGUGCCCAGUGCUCCCCCGUCUAAUUUGCGCGUGCUAAACCAGACAUCCACUAGCAUCGAAAUCGCUUGGGACGGGAUUCCUGUAGAGCGCAUGCACGGCGUGUUACUGGGCUAUAGAGUGGCGUAUGGACUUCUGGGUAUUCCAGGAUCAAAUGCAUCUUUAGUUCAAAUAGAUGUAGCUGAGCCAGACACAUAUCAACAGACUCUCACUGGUCUGCGGAAAUACUCGUCAUACUGGAUUACAGUAACCGGUUUUACCAGUAUUGGGGAUGGGCCAGUAAGCGAGCCUGUAAACGCUACGACAGACCAACAUGUACCCAGUGUUCCUCCAUCAAAUGUGCGCGCAUACUCGAAUAGCUCCAACAGCCUUCAAGUAGACUGGGACCAAGUACCUUCAGCCUUGGCUCAUGGCGUAUUAUUGGGUUACCUGGUUACUUACAGAAAGAGCGGAGCUGGGGCUGUACUAAGAAGACAGACUGCGCUUGACAGGACUGGCAUACUGCUGACCGGUUUACAGCCGUACUCGGUGUAUGACAUUCAUGUCAGCGCGUUUACCGUCAAAGGUUAUGGACCACAGAGCGGCGUGGUGUCCGUGCGCACAGAACAAGACGUACCCAGUACAUACCCUUCGAAUGUCAGUGUCAUCAUGGAAACAUCAAGUAGUAUAUCAAUACAGUGGGACCCAGUCUCCACUCCUCAGAUCCACGGCGUCUUGCUAGGCUAUCACGUGACGUACGGUGCGCUCAAGAACAGCUCCGUGAAUGUGACGUGUCAAACCGGUCCGUCCAGUCACCAACUGGUUUUGUCAGGGCUCGAUGCGUACACCACGUACUGGGUGGAGGUUGCGGCUUUUACUGUGAAGGGACCAGGCCCCUUUAGUCCGCCGAUUAUGGCGACCACUGACCAAGAUGUCCCCUCCGCAGCCCCUUCGAGCAUGCGCACAACAAACGUCACGUCUACUAGCCUUGAAGUACACUGGGCACCAGUCCCCCCACAACAAGCCCGCGGGGUAUUGCUUGGGUACACUGUGUCUUUUAGCUCGCUGAACAAGACGAGUCACACGAAAAACGUAUCUCCGAAUUCUACCCAGUUGGUGUUAAGAGGCCUCCAGGCGUACACUGAUUAUAACAUCACACUUUCAGCAUUUACCAAUAAGGGGUCAGGCCCUCAAGCUCGCCUUCCGGUGAGGACAGCCGAAGACGUUCCCGAUACUUCUCCGAACAAUCUGCGUGUAUUAAACCAGACCUCCACAAGCAUCGAAAUCGCCUGGGACGGGAUCCCUGUGGACCGCGUGCACGGCGUGUUACUGGGUUACAGGGUGGCGUAUGGACUUCUGGGUAUUCCUGGGUCAAAUGUUUCUAUUGUCGGACCUGACACAUUUCAAACCACUCUCACUGGUUUGCGGAAAUACUCGUCAUACUGGAUUACAGUAACCGGUUUUACCAGUAUUGGGGAUGGGCCAGCGAGUGAGGCUGUGAACGCUACGACAGACCAACAUGUUCCCAGUGUUCCUCCCUCGAAUGUGCGCACGCAUGUCAAUGGCUCCACCAGCAUUCAAGUGGAUUGGAACCCAGUACCCAUCGUUUUUAUACAUGGUGUCCUGGUGGGCUACCUGGUUUCUUACAGAAAGAGAGGGACUGGGGCGUUCGUGACAAAUCAAUCUGCGCCUGGCACAACGAGCAUAUUGCUGACUGGCUUGCAGCCGUACUCUGUGUACGAUAUUCACGUCAGCGCGUUUACCAUAAAAGGUUAUGGACCACGAAGCGGAGUCGUUUCUGUGCGAACAGACCAAGACGUACCCAGUGCUUGGCCACCAAAUGCCCGAACAACCAUCACUACGCCAAGCAUCAUAUUUCUACAAUGGGACCCAGUCUCCACUCCUCAGAUCCACGGCGUCUUGCUAGGCUAUCACGUGACGUACGGUGCGCUCAAAAACAGCUCCGUGAAUGUGACCCGUCAAACCGGUCCGUCCAGUCACCAACUGGUUUUGUCAGGGCUUGAUGCGUACACCACGUACUGGAUGGAGGUGGCGGCUUUUACUGUAAAGGGGCCAGGCCCCUUUAGUCUGCCGAUUAUGGCGACUACUGACCAGGAUGUCCCCUUCGCUGCUCCUGGAGACAUCCGCGCAACAAAAGUCACAUCCACAAGCUUGACAAUAAAAUGGGAUCCAGUCCCUCCGCACGAAGCGCGCGGUGUUUUGCUUGGGUACACUGUGUCUUAUAACUCUCUGAAUCAAACAAGCUUCACAACUGACGUGCUCCCGAAUAUAACAGGCCUGGCGCUGCAAGGUCUAAAGGCGUUCACUGUUUAUCAUAUCACAGUCGCAGCAUUCACUGAUAAGGGUAGAGGCCCUAACGCAAGACUUACAUUGAAAACAGAUGAGGAUGUACCCAGUGCCCGUCCGACCAAUCUGCGCAUAUUAAACCAGACCUCCACCAGCAUCAUUGUCGCGUGGGAUGGGAUCCCUGUGGUCCGAAUUCAUGGCGUGUUACAGGGCUAUAGAGUGGCGUAUGGACUUCAGGAAAGUCUUGUGUCAAGUGACGCAGCGAAUAUAUCUCUCGUGCAAAGGAUCAAAGUUGGCCCUGACACGUCUCAACACAUGAUCACUGGUCUACAGAAAUUCUCGUCAUACUGGAUUACAGUAACCGGUUUUACUAGUAUUGGAGAUGGGCCAGCCAGUGACCUGUUAAAUGUUAUGACUGAUCAAGAUGUCCCCAGUUCUCCGCCCUCAAACGUGCGCGCGAACGUCAAUGGCUCCACAAGCAUUCAGGUGGACUGGGACAAAGUACCUUCACCCUUAGUACAUGGCAUUCUUAUGGGUUACCUUGUUACCUACAGAAAGAGCGGGACUGGGGUAAUGGCAGAGAAUGAAACUGCGCCUGGCACGACAAGCAUACUGCUGACCGGUUUACAGCCCUACUUUUUGUACGAUAUACAAGUCAGCGCGUUUACCGUCAAAGGUUGUGGACCACAGAGCGGUGUAGUUUCUGUACGAACAGAACAAGACGUACCCAGUGCAUCGCCACCAAACGUCCGAAAAACCAUCAGCACGCCAAGCAUCAUAUUUCUACAGUGGGACCCAGUCCCCACUCCUCAGAUCCACGGCGUCUUGCUAGGCUAUCACGUGACGUACGGUGCGCUCAAGAACAGCUCCGUGAAUGUGACUCAUCAAACCGGUCCGUCCAGUCACCAACUGGUUUUGUCAGGGCUUGAUGCGUACACCACGUACUGGAUGGAGGUGGCGGCUUUUACUGUAAAGGGGUCAGGCCCCUUUAGUCCGCCGAUUAUGGCGACCACUGACCAAGAUGUCCCCUCCGCAGCCCCUUCGAGCAUGCGCACAACAAACGUCACGUCUACUAGCCUUGAAGUACACUGGGCACCAGUCCCCCCACAACAAGCCCGCGGGGUAUUGCUUGGGUACACUGUGUCUUUUAGCUCGCUGAACAAGACGAGUCACACGAAAAACGUAUCUCCGAAUUCUACCCAGUUGGUGUUAAGAGGCCUCCAGGCGUACACUGAUUAUAACAUCACACUUUCAGCAUUUACCAAUAAGGGGUCAGGCCCUCAAGCUCGCCUUCCGGUGAGGACAGCCGAAGACGUUCCCGAUACUUCACCGAACAAUCUGCGUGUAUUAAACCAGACCUCCUCAAGCAUCGAAAUCGCCUGGGACGGGAUCCCUGUGGACCGCGUGCACGGCGUGUUACUGGGUUACAGGGUGGCGUAUGGACUUCUGGGUAUUCCUGGGUCAAAUGUUUCUAUUGUCGGACCUGACACAUUUCAAACCACUCUCACUGGUUUGCGGAAAUACUCGUCAUACUGGAUUACAGUAACCGGUUUUACCAGUAUUGGGGAUGGGCUAGCAAGUGAGGCUGUGAACGCUACGACAGACCAACAUGUUCCCAGUGUUCCUCCCUCGAAUGUGCGCACGCAUGUCAAUGGCUCCACCAGCAUUCAAGUGGAUUGGAACCCAGUACCCAUCGUUUUUAUACAUGGUGUCCUGGUGGGCUACCUGGUUUCUUACAGAAAGAGAGGGACUGGGGCAUUCGUGACAAAUCAAUCUGCGCCUGGCACAACGAGCAUACUGCUGACUGGCUUACAGCCGUACUCUGUGUACGAUAUUCACGUCAGCGCGUUUACCAUAAAAGGUUAUGGACCACGAAGCGGCAUCGUUUCUGUGCGAACAGACCAAGACGUACCCAGUGCUUGGCCACCAAAUGCCCGAACAACCAUCACUACGCCAAGCAUCAUAUUUCUACAAUGGGACCCAGUCCCCACUCCUCAGAUCCACGGCGUCUUGCUAGGCUAUCACGUGACGUACGGUGCGCUCAAAAACAGCUCCGUGAAUGUGACCCGUCAAACCGGUCCGUCCAGUCACCAACUGGUUUUGUCAGGGCUUGAUGCGUACACCACGUACUGGAUGGAGGUGGCGGCUUUUACUGUAAAGGGGCCAGGCCCCUUUAGUUCGCCGAUUAUGGCGACUACUGACCAGGAUGUCCCCUCCGCUGCUCCUGGAGACAUCCGCGCAACAAAAGUCACAUCCACAAGCAUGACAAUAAAAUGGGAUCCAGUCCCUUCGCACGAAGCGCGCGGUGUUUUGCUUGGGUACACUGUGUCUUAUAACUCUCUGAAUCAAACAAGCUUCACAACUGACGUGCUCCCGAAUAUAACAGGCCUGGCGCUGCAAGGUCUAAAGGCGUUCACUGUUUAUCAUAUCACAGUCGCAGCAUUCACUGAUAAGGGUAGAGGCCCUAACGCAAGACUUACAUUGAAAACAGAUGAGGAUGUACCCAGUGCCCGUCCGACCAAUCUGCGCAUAUUAAACCAGACCUCCACCAGCAUCAUUGUCGCGUGGGAUGGGAUCCCUGUGGUCCGAAUUCAUGGCGUGUUACAGGGCUAUAGAGUGGCGUAUGGACUUCAGGAAAGUCUUGUGUCAAGUGACGCAGCGAAUAUAUCUCUCGUGCAAAGGAUCAAAGUUGGCCCUGACACGUCUCAACACAUGAUCACUGGUCUACAGAAAUUCUCGUCAUACUGGAUUACAGUAACCGGUUAUACUAGUAUUGGUGAUGGGCCAGCCAGUGACCUGUUAAACGUUACGACUGAUCAGGAUGUGCCCAGUUCUCCGCCCUCAAACGUGAGUGCGAACGUCAAUGGCUCCACAAGCAUUCAGGUGGACUGGGACAAAGUACCUUCAGCCUUAGUACAUGGCAUUCUUAUGGGUUACCUUGUUACCUACAGAAAGAGCGGGACUGGGGUAAUGGCCGAGAAUGAAACUGCGCCUGGCACGACAAGCAUACUGCUGACCGGUUUACAGCCCUACUUUUUGUACGAUAUACAAGUCAGCGCGUUUACCGUCAAAGGUUGUGGACCACAGAGCGGCGUAGUUUCUGUACGAACAGAACAAGACGUACCCAGUGCAUCGCCACCAAACGUCCGAAAAACCAUCACCACGCCAAGCAUCAUAUUUCUACAGUGGGACCCAGUCCCCACUCCUCAGAUCCACGGCUUCUUGCUAGGCUAUCACGUGACGUACGGUGCGCUCAAGAACAGCUCCGUGAAUGUGACUCAUCAAACCGGUCCGUCCAGUCACCAACUGGUUUUGUCAGGGCUUGAUGCGUACACCACGUACUGGAUGGAGGUGGCGGCUUUUACUGUAAAGGGGUCAGGCCCCUUUAGUCCGCCGGUUAUGGCGACCACUGACCAAGAUGUCCCCUCCACUGCUCCCGGAAACAUGCGCACAACAAACGUCACUUCAACUAGCGUGACGUUACACUGGGAUCCAGUCCCUUCAAGACAAACUCGCGGACUAUUGCUUGGGUACGCUGUGUCAUUUGCUUCUCUAAACGGAUCUCGUUCUGUAAUCCACGCCCCGCCAAGUUCCACGGAGUUGGCGUUACGUGGCCUCAAGGCGUUCACUGUUUAUGACAUCACGCUGGUGGCAUUUACCACCAAGGGGACUGGUCCUGUGGCACGUAUAAUGAUAAGAACAGAAGAAGAUGUACCAUCUGUAGCACCUACAAUUAUCAAAGCAGCCAACCAGAGCUCGACAAGUCUUACUGUGCAAUGGAGUCGGAUUCCGCCCGGACUUACAAGAGGCGUUUUGCUUGGAUACCGCGUGACAUAUACCCAGUAUGACUCAGGAGCUACGUACACGCGUGACACUGCAGCUGGCGUGACGCGUAUGACUCUUACCAGUCUCACGCCUUAUAUGGUGUACACUGUGAGCGUGGCUGGGUUCACGAGCAAAGGGACUGGGCCUGAAAGCUAUAACGUCACGCUUUCUACCGACGAAGAUGUCCCUAGCGUCGCGCCGUUCAUCAACCACGCCACAAACCUCUCAUCCACCAGCAUUCUCGUCCAGUGGACCGCUAUACCUACCGGUCACGUGCGAGGCGUGUUGCUAGGUUACAGGGUGUACUUCAAGAGCGUCCAUAGCACGGCGUAUCUUAGCAACCAGACGGGACCAAGCGAGGUGCGGGUUUUGUUGCGGGGGCUUGAUGUCUACACGGGAUAUACCAUACAAGUGGCUGCAUUCACCGCCAAGGGCGAGGGACCGAGAUCGACAGACGUUGAUGUCUCUACUGAAGAAGACGUUCCAAUAGCGUCACCGAUUAACGUUCAGGCGGCGAAUCAAAGCUCUACCAGCCUGCGCGUGCGCUGGGGCCCAGUCCCCGAGGGUCGUGUUCACGGUGUGUUGCUAGGUUAUCAUGUGACGUAUCGGCAAGUGAAUGGCUCGUGGUUCAGGUCUGACGUCACGAAGGAGCGUGAGCUGGUGCUGAGUGGUCUUCAAGUGUAUACGGUGUAUAGCGUGAGGGUUGCCGCGUACACCAGGAUGGGAGAUGGACCGGCAAGCCCAGAAGUCAUUGCGCACACAGAUGAAGGAGUUCCCGCUGUUUCACCUGACGUCACACGUGCAGACAACAGAAGCUCCACUAGCAUCCUCGUCCAGUGGCGCCCAGUCCCUCCCGGCUUAACACAAGGAGUUUUACUGGGCUAUCAUGUGAUAUACUCUGAGUCGAUGAACACUACAACAGUUGUCAGCAAGCGCACAAAAGAAACCUCGAUUGUCCUUUCGGGUCUUCGCAAAUACACGCGAUAUCGCGUCACGGUGGCAGCAUACACAAGCAGAGGAGAUGGAGUUCGGAGUAACGCAACAUUCGUCACAACAGACCAGGAUGUUCCAUCUGUUGCCCCGUCUCGCCUGCGCACAGCAAAUAUCACCUCAUCAGCCAUCAGCGUGACUUGGGAUCCGAUUCCUGCUCAGAGAGCGAACGGAAAACUCUUAGGCUAUCGUGUGACAUGUAACGCAAGCAGUUAUCAUGUCACGCGCAAUGAAGCCAGUGGCUCGUUACGUUACACGCUCAGCGGCCUUCUCAGUUACACGUGGUACAGGAUUUACGUCACUGGAUUUACAGUCAAGGGGGAUGGACCAAUCAGCGAAGACCUUCAUGUGCGGACGGCCGAGAAUGCUCCAGACCUCGCUCCACAAAAUGUGCGAGCCGUGAACCAGAGCUCGACUAGCUUGCUGGUCACGUGGGACCCGUUACCCGCGGGACACACGCGCGGCGAGCUGGCCGGCUAUAGGGUCUGGUACCGAGCAGUGGAUGACAGCGAUGACGAGAGGGUAGUACUUGUAUCAUCUGAUAGAAGUGACGUCAUCAUACGGGACCUUCGCCUGUUUACUGUGUACGCCGUGCAGGUGGAAGCAUUUACAGGGAAAGGGACUGGACCGAGGAGUGAGCCUUACCGCGUAUUGACUGACGAAGGGGUUCCCACUGCAGCCCCAUACAACAUCACCACAGAACCUGUCAAUUCCACUGCUGUUAUCAUCCAAUGGUAUGGCGUCUCUAAGGAGCACCUGUUUGGGUACUUUGGAGGAUACCACGUGACCUACAGAAGGCUGACGUAUGCGUCAUGUGAAGUGUCUGUACGCACUUCUGGCACGCAGGUGGUUCUGGGAUCGCUUGAGCCGGGUGUCGAGUACAAAGUCCAGGUCUCCGCCUCGACGGGCCGAGGGGACGGACCCUGGAGCGAGGCUGUCAUGUUCUCGACUGGAGGUGCUAUAGAAUACAAUACAGCAGCGAUGGUUUCGAAUGGCUCAGCGGCGUGGCAGUUUGUAGCCCCACCCGUGGGGGUGGUACUGGCACUGAUUAUCUUAGUACUUGUUGGUGGAGCGGUCUACUGGAAAAGAAGGAACAGGGAACCCAAAGAGGAUCGGGUCAAAGUGAGCCCGCGAGACGACAUCGAGCUCAAGGAGAAAGAUGACAAAGAUCCAAUCGCUUUCAAGAAUCCCACUUACGACGAUAUUUGACUCAGCUAGAGCAAGCAGACUUGGCAGCUUAAACCUACACUGGACUCUGGAAUUAACCCUGUUCCUGACUGUGACCCGGACGGGCCAUGGAUUACACUAUGGUCUCAUUUUCCCGAGUUCAGACGCCGGAUCCCCCUAUACGGAAGCGUCUAAAUCUGCAAAUCUGAACUGCGUCCAGAGGUCCAUUACAGAUUCCAGUCCAGGUUUUAGUAGUACCAGCAAACUAACGUCUUGCAUAUUUUACUAAUUUGAGCUUUGAUUUUUUCUUUUUAUUAUUAAAAUAAUUCUUUAUCCAAGACAUUUCUUGUCAUGAUAUCUUCAAAAACGGCCUAAUUUUCAUGAACAAAACAAAUUUCCAAUCUCUUUUAUCGCUAUUCCAUUUUUAUCGAUACUUCUUUUGGAUUAUUAUACAAUAAAAUGAUCAGCAAAGAAAAUAAAAAUAAUCAAUGGUAUGGCGAUAUUUCUGAAACAGAACGAGCAAACCACUUGCCGCGAAAAAAAAAUGCCAAAGAAUAAAUCUAUAACUUUUUUAUCAGAUAUCAUCAAUGGUUGAUCUCUUUAAACGUUCACAUCAUAAAAACAAAUGUCAUGAAAAGAGGUCUAUCAAGUCUAUCAUUAAAUAUGAUCAGUAAAUUGUGUGGAGCUAGUCGUAAUCAUUAAAGCAAUAAAAGAUAUCAGAAGUAUUGUA
This is a messenger RNA of Nematostella vectensis (starlet sea anemone), 10642 nucleotides long. RefSeq names its product phosphatidylinositol phosphatase PTPRQ. Lineage: Eukaryota; Metazoa; Cnidaria; Anthozoa; Actiniaria; Edwardsiidae. Bases 58 to 9954 code for a protein of 3298 amino acids. The record is from RefSeq and is a predicted model, not a curated record. The transcript has 33 exons. Gene Ontology annotation, molecular function: cytokine receptor activity; cytokine binding. Gene Ontology annotation, cellular component: external side of plasma membrane; signaling receptor complex; membrane. Gene Ontology annotation, biological process: cytokine-mediated signaling pathway.